Molecule: messenger RNA, 3074 nt
Organism: Doryrhamphus excisus (bluestripe pipefish)
Lineage: Eukaryota; Metazoa; Chordata; Actinopteri; Syngnathiformes; Syngnathidae
Source: RefSeq, a predicted model, not a curated record
UCACAAGAAGGAUUUCUAUCAUCAAGGCCAUGGCCGUUGGAUUUUUUUGGAGGGCCCUGCUGGCCCUCAUCUGCACCACGUUAUACUUCAGUUUUGGCAGCAAUGUGGACUCUCUUGGCCCUGAACAAGACCUUACCUUCAGCCAUGUCUAUAACAUCGACAUUCCAGGGGGAUCCAGUUGCAAACUGCCAAACCAAGAUGAAACAGGUCUACAGAUGGAGAGCACCAAGAGUGGCGAGAACGACAUCAUCUUCAGACACAACAUUAGGCUGCAGUCACCCAAAUGUGACUGCGAGGAAUCUGAGACUUUCAAGUCUCUCUUGUACAGAGUGAACGGCUUGGAGGAGGAAGUCAACUACCUGAAAACCCAAUGUUCUCAGGGAUGCUGUGGCACUGCAGGUAGAAACAAAAAAAUAAUACCUGAACUUGCUUGACGAUGAAACUGCUUAAUCAUGACAUCUUUAGGUGUGGACACAAGCUGCAGUGGUCAUGGGGCAUACCAACAUGACACAUGCAGCUGCCUCUGCUAUCCAGGAUGGGAAGCACCAGACUGCUCAGUAUCGUCCUGUCCGGAUGAAUGCAACGACAAUGGCCGCUGCGUGGAUGGCAAGUGUGUCUGCCAUCAGGGCUACACAGGCGACUACUGCGGCGAGCUGAUGUGCCCUGACAACUGCAAUGACAAGGGCCGCUGUGUUGACGGAAAAUGUGUGUGCUUUCCGCACUUCACCGGCAACGACUGCAGUAUCCAGAAGUGUCCAAAUGACUGCAACACUAAUGGCCGCUGUAUAGACGGCCAGUGUGUGUGUGAUGAGGGCUUUUACGGAGAGGACUGCUCGUUGGUCAUCAGUCCUCAAGGUCUAAGGUUGGUCCAGGUAACCGACGCCUCCCUCCUUGUGAACUGGGGCCCCGUUUCUGGGGCCGAGUAUUACGUUUUAACCUAUCAUCCUAAAGGUCAAGGGACUGCCUUGAAGAAGGUUCAAGUUCGGAACACAGAAAGCUCCUACCUCAUCAGAGGCCUGACAUCUGGGCUUACUUACAUUGUCCAAGUCCAUGCUGUCAUCAGAGGCAUCCAAAGUGAAUCAGAUGACAUUGAAGCUACCACAGGGGUCUCAACAGUCAAUGACAUCCGAGUUCUUGACCAGACAGAAGUCUCCAUCCAGGUGGACUGGAGCAACCCACGAUCCAAGGUAGAUUACUUCCGGCUGACACACACCGACCCAUCAGGACAGGAGAAGGAGAUGAGCGUACCGAGGAGCCAAGAGGCACGAACAAAACACACCAUUACGGGUCUGUAUCCAGGAACAGAAUACCUGAUUACAGUGCAGGCCGUUAAAGGAACCUCUGAGGGCAACCCUUCAUCGGUCACAGGUUCUACAGAUAUCGACGUUCCAAAAAACCUGAUCGCCACUCAGGUAACAGAAGACACAGCUACAGUUUCCUGGGACAGGGUCCAGGCCCAAAUAGAUGGAUACAUGUUGAGCUACACAUCAGAUGCGGGCUCCAGUGUCGAAAUCCCAGUUGGUCGUGACAUGACCUCAUACAGGCUAGUUGGCUUGAAGCCUGGUGUGGCCUACACCGUCUACAUCUGGGCUUUCAGGAGAGACAAGGUCAGCAGGAAGAGUUCCACAGAAGCUGAGACAGAACUGGACGCUCCCGCUAACCUCUUAACCCGAGACCAAACCGAGACCAGCUUCAAGGUGUCCUGGGAGCAGGUCCUGGCAGAUAUCGACAGCUAUGUGCUCACAUACAGCUCCUCUGAGGGUGCUAGUGGGGAGAUACGUGUCGGGCCUGAGGUUGAUUCUCACAGUCUGACUGGUUUGAGGCCCGGUGUCAUCUACAUGGUCUAUGUGUGGGCCGUCAAAGGGGACAGAAGAAGCAGGAAGAUCAUAGGACAAGCGGAGACAGAUAUCGAUGCUCCCAGGGACUUGCAGGCUUUGGAUGUGACCAUGGAUUCAGCCACGUUGACCUGGAUUCCUCCUCUAGCUGACAUUGAAGGCUACAUCCUCACCUAUAGGGAUGAGGAGGGCAAUAUGGAGGCUGUUGAGAAGCAGCUCGGCUCCAGAGACAGCACCUUUGCCUUGUCUAGUCUCCAGGUGGGCAAGAGGUACAUUGUCAGCAUCAUCGCCUACAGAGGCAACAAGAGGAGCAAAGUGGCUGAAAGCAUCUUCAAAACAGUUGGCAUCCUGUAUCCCUUCCCUAUGGACUGCCUUCAGAUUAUGAAGAAUGGCAACAAGAAAAGUGGCAUCUACACAGUGUAUAUCAACAAUGAGCGCUUCAAACCAGUGGAAGCCUAUUGCGACAUGGAUGCUGAUGGAGGCGGAUGGCUGGUGCUGCAGCGUCGUAACAGCGGACAACUGGAUUUUAUGAAACGUUGGAGACAUUACACGGCUGGUUUUGGCAACAUGACGGAUGAGUUUUGGAUUGGACUGGAUAAGAUCUACGAGCUGACCAACACUCCCACCCAGUACGAGCUGAGGUUCGACUUGGGCCAAGGCUCCGAGAGGGCCUACGCAGUCUAUGACAGCUUCAAGGUCGCCCCUGCCAGGCAGAAGUUCAAACUCACCAUUGGCAACUAUAGAGGCACAGCAGGUGAUGCCAUGACCUACCACCAGGGCUGUGCCUGGACCACUGUCGACUCAGAUAAUGACAUCGCCCUGGGGAACUGUGCCCUCACGCACCGUGGAGCCUGGUGGUACAAAAACUGUCACCUGGCCAACCUCAACGGCAAAUGGGGCGACACUAGGCACAGUUUGGGGAUCAACUGGGAACCGUGGACGGGCCACCUGGCAUCCCUGGACUUCACCGAAAUGAAGAUCCGGCCUGUAGGAAAGUUCUCCAGCAGGAAGAGGCGGUCGUUGAUGAUGACCAGAGAGAAUAGUCUAAAGAAAGACAACAUUCAAUAUGACACGUCCAAACUAUUGGGAGAGUCUUUGUUUACUUGAAAAAGAGUUCAAUCAUUACCAUUUCUUAGCAUAACGCAGUGUUGAUGAUGGGGCUGUGCGUACUGGAAAGCAGUGCACAUAGUCCCUUGCUCUUUGUACUGUUUCCUACUAAAGCCUUCAUAAAGGAACUGU